CGCUCCCUUUGCUUUGUAGAGGCAAAAGACUCUAAUGUCUACCGACGGCUGUUGAGUGUUGACCAUGUUGUACAUGUACGUGUUUUGUGGAAUUCAAACCGGUCGCCGGCCUCUUGGCGACGGAAGGCUUCCCGUUGAAUACAACCGCGGUCACCCGCGGGUGACACUUGUCUUUGCCGCGCUAAGAGGCCGCAACGCGGCAAGAGCGAGGGACGGCCAGAGUUUCCCAUCCCCGUCCCAAUUUCCCGAUCAGCUUGUUCAAGACCAAGAGACUGCUGCCAUCCAGGAAGGUGACAAGGAGGAGGGAAGGCAGUGACACAUGCCUCGGCCAAGCUGCCAUAGCCGGGAACGUGCGGUAUUGCUGUGCAAGAGUUCUGCAACCAGUUGCAUCUCUCUGCUGCCUCCCACGUUUGCUUUCCUCCUUCAAUCAUUUUGUU
This is a messenger RNA of Canariomyces notabilis, 437 nucleotides long. RefSeq lists its product as uncharacterized. The record is from RefSeq and is a predicted model, not a curated record. Lineage: Eukaryota; Fungi; Ascomycota; Sordariomycetes; Sordariales; Chaetomiaceae. Bases 65 to 316 code for a protein of 83 amino acids. The transcript has a single exon.